AUGGUUUUUUACUUUACAAGCUCCGUGGCGGAUCGUCCUUACACUAUUUACAUGGGCAAGGAUAAGCACGAGAACGAGGAUUUGAUAAAGUAUGGCUGGCCUGAAGACAUCUGGUUUCAUGUUGACAAACUUUCGUCUGCCCACGUUUAUCUACGACUGCCAAAGGGACACACCAUAAAUGAGAUUCCAGCUGAAGUUCUAAUCGACUGUGCACAACUGGUGAAAAACAACAGCAUUCAAGGAUGUAAGAUGAACAACAUUAAUGUGGUCUACACGCCGUGGGCAAACCUGAAGAAGACCGGAGACAUGGACGUGGGGCAGAUCGGCUUCCACAAACACAAGGAGGUCAAACUCGUAACUGUGGAAAAGAAAGUGAAUGAAAUCGUGAACCGCUUGGAGAAAACCAAAGUGGAGAACUUCCCAGACCUGGCAGCGGAGAAAGAGUCGAGAGACCGAGAGGAGAGGAACGAGAAGAAGGCACAACUCCAGGAGCUGAAGAAGCAGGAGAAGGAGGAGCAGAUGAAGAGGAAGGAGAUGGAGGACCUCAGAAGUUACACGUCACUGAUGAAGUCUGAUAAUAUGCAAACAAAUGAGGACGGCUACGACUCGGACGACUUCAUGUAA
Molecule: messenger RNA, 624 nt
Organism: Knipowitschia caucasica
Lineage: Eukaryota; Metazoa; Chordata; Actinopteri; Gobiiformes; Gobiidae
Source: the annotation of a GenBank genome assembly